UUGCGAUGCGGAGAAUUGUGGUUAUUGAACAAAAGGAUAAUCCUAUGUUGAGAUGGGAUAAAUUACAAUUAUUAAUUUGGAAUACAAUAAUGCAUGAAUGAUUCGAAAGAAGUUCGUUAGAUUUAUUUUAGCAUUAUAUUUCUAAGCCGAAGAUGUGGAAAAGUGUAGCUCUGUAUUACGAUUGACUAGUACGAACAAUGUUAACCUGCACUGUUGCAGCAAGUUGGCUCAGCUUUGUUAUUGUACCAAAGUUUCAAAAGUAAAAAAGUGUACUUUGGCCAGUGAGUUUUAGUUGAUACUAGAUGUUUAUUGUCAUAACUGACAUUAGCAAACAGUUUUAUUUGAUGCAAAUCUAAUACUAUUAAUAGUAAUACUGUAAAUGUAACAUCGAGAAGUAUCUCACUACAAUUUGCAAACAGUACUAUUUUUACAGUAAGGUGAUUUACAUUCGAUAGACAAACCACAUUGUGUCUGUGGUGCUUUAAUUUUAAUUUCAUUUCACAGUUACAGUGAAACAUUUGAAUUGAGCUUGUAAUUGUUUGUUUCAUUGGAAGCCCACCCAUCCCCCAAAAAAAGCCAUGUCAUCACGAGAUUUUUAUUAUAGUAGAUCUAGAGGAAGAGGGAGAAACAGGCCACCUAGAGCUAGGGGGUUUUAUGCAAGGGGAAGAGGUCGAGGAAAGGAGCAUUAUAAGUCUCAUGGUUAUGAAGAUAAAUAUUAUAAGCAUGGUAAAGAAAGAUAUGAAAGUUCAAGAAGAAGACAUGAUAGGAAGCGCUCAUACUCACGAAGUAGAUCUCGGUCUCGAUCACGUAGUCACAGUAGAGAUAGCCGUAUUCAUUACUCUCACAAACGUUCAAGAACUAGGUCCUAUUCACGUUCUCCUUCCCACCACAGGAGUCGUUCUCCUCAAUCAUCCCAUGGUAGAAGUCAUUCUCCCUCCUAUAAUAGAAGUCGUUCUUCACCACAACGCCGAAGUCAAUCUCCUCCAUUAUCCUAUCAUCGCAAUCGUUCUCCAUCUUAUUGUCAAAGUUAUACUCCACCCUCACCAUCUAGAAGUAAGAGAUCAAGGGAAAAGGAAGUGGAUCGCACACCUGAACAUCCUCCAAGGAGUAGGUUACAGUCUUCACCAGAAGAAAGAAAAUAUCAAGAGCCUUCAUCGAAAUCUGCUAGAAGUAUAGAAGAAGAAAAUGUUGACAUUAAGAAAAUCCAUACUCAAUCCAUGGAGAGCUCUGAAAUGACUCUUACUUGGAAGGAUGAUAAUAAGUGUAGAAUCAAAGAAAUUGAAAGUAUGAAAAAUAGACCACUAAAAACAGCUAAGGAUAUGCCAAUUUUUUCAGAUGAUGAACUAGAUUGUAGUGAGAAACAAAAGAAGGAUAACAGAUACGAAAUUGAAUCUGGAAAAGAAAAUGACAUUCGAACUCAGCUAUUGGAGAGAGCCAUGAUGGAGAAACGGAAACUUGGAUUAGAUAACUUUGGUAGCACAGACAAGAGUUCAGCAUUAGAAGCAUUGCAGUGUUACAGUCGUGAUCAUAGUCCUCAUGCAGAAAAAGAGGAAGAAGUUAAAAGUAUGAAAAAUAUCUUAUCCAGAGAGAUCGUAGAAGACUCCAAAAGUUACUUGAGUCAAGAAAAGGUUUGUCAAGAACCAGAUAUGUUUGGAAGAAAACAAGAAAUUUCUGUUUUCCAACCCAUUACUAGCAGUAAGCCUCUUAAAUCUAUUUUGAAAGUUCGUAAAACAGAUGAGCACUCUGAAAGUUAUGGAACUGAAACUAUAAUUAAAAGUGCUCCAAAGAAAGAAGAAAGUUUUUCUUUUCUUCAAAUCCCAGGCCUAGGUUUUGAUGAUGAGGAGGAUGUCGAAGAGUUUUUGUAUGGUGAUAGUGAAAGUACCUCCAAAAGUAGCAUACACACUUCUUUAAAAUCUUCUUGUCCAGGAAUUGGAGAACAUUUUGAUAACAUUACAAAAAGUAAAAAAAGUAGUGGGUGGAGUGAUGAAGAGGAUAACUUUCAAAAUAGUGAUAGAGGUAUGUACACUAGAAAUAGGACUCCCAGUCCAGUACAGAGAGAUGAAAACUAUAAAACUGUUUUCAGUAACAGAAAGCAACAGUCUGAGUUUGAAGAAAGCACUAAAUCUGAAACUCAAAAACCUUCAUCUUCAUAUAGGAGUGCAUCAGUUGAUGAUGAUUUAAUAAUAGACUUGCAGUUACCAAAAGACAAAUGCAAUUUUUCAAGAGCUAGAAGUCCUGAUAAAGAAAGAAGCAGCUUUAAAGAACUGCCAGAAAAACAAAUGUAUGGGAUGUGGGAAUCUUCAGAAAGAGAAAGUGAAAUAGGCCACCAUUCUCCUUCAAGAUAUUCCAGAUCAUUGGAAGAUUCUCAUAGUCCCCCAUUGUAUUCUUCUGUUCAAAGACAUAAGAUGGAUGACAUCAGGGAAAACAAGCAUCUAAAGGUUGAAUCUGACAUACCUCAAUACAGCUUAUUUAGAUCUAAGGAUUUAAACAUAAAAAACCAAAAUAUGAGAGAAUAUGAAAACAGAAAGCAGACAGCUACAACUAGUUCUUUGUCAACACUUUAUGAAGAUUUGUCUAAAGAAAAGUUGAGAGCUUUAAAAGAAGAACUAGCUCAUCUCAAAUGUCUAGAAAGCAAACCUGGAAGUUAUGAACAACAUAAUUACUUAAGAAAAAUAGAGAAAUACAGCCCUGAAAAUUCAAAACAAAUAAUCAGGUUAGCAAAAAAAUUAAGUCCUUCAAUAGACUAUGCUGCUCAAAAAAAUUCACUUGAAAGAAAACAACUUAGCCCUGAUUAUGAUGUUGAUAAAACAAUAUCCCUCGAAAGAGGGGAACAUAGUCCUGGUUAUGAUGUUAGUGAUAAAAUUUUUCUUCAAAGAAGAGAUUUUAACCCUGUCUAUGAUCCUUCUAGGAAAAUGUUACUUGAAGGACGAGAAUUGAGUCCUUGUCGUGAUGAUAGAAAAACCUCAUAUGAAAGAGGAGAGAGUAGCCCUGGUUAUGAUGUUGUUAGAAAAAUGUCAAUUGAAAGAAGGGAACUUAGUCCUGCAAAUGAUGUUGGAAGGAAAACUUCAGCUGAGAGAAAAAAGGUUAGCCCAGAUUAUGAUGCUGGUUCAAAAUCUUUCAUUGAAAGAAGAGAACUUAGUCCUAGUUAUGAUAUUGACAGGAAGACAUUACUUGAGAGAAGAAAGCUAAGCCCUGUUUAUGAUGCUGGUAGAAAAAAAUUCAUUGAAAGAAGAGAACAUAGUCCUUGUUAUGAUGUUAGUAGGAAAACCUCAGUCAAAAAAAGAGAUCAUAGCCCUGAUUAUGAUAAUGGUAGAAAAACAUCUUUAGAGAGAAGAGAGUAUAGCCCUGAUUAUACAGAAUAUAGUCGAACCUCUGGCUUUGAAUUUCAGGGAAGAAAGAUGAAUGAAAGGGAAAGAUAUUCAUUGGAAAGUCUUAAAAGGAGUCCAUUUUCUGGAAGGUACCAGGUUAGUGAAGAAUCUUUAAGAAGAAACUCUGUAGAAAGAUUCUGUAGGUCAUUAGAGAAGAAAACAAAAUCUUCCAGAAAAUACCCCUUGGAAGAAAGAAGCUCUCUAAGUCCAAGGCGGAACUCUCUGGAUAGAAGGCAUGGUUCCCGAUCUUCUUACGAAGACACGCCUCAACAGAAAUACUCCUUUGAAAGAAGUCCAGAAAGAGAAUAUAUGGAAAGAAGAAGAAAAAGUCCUAGAAGGUCUCCUGAUAUCAGUCCCAGGAGAGAACAUUGGAACCACUCCCCUAAACAUUUGUCCCCAAGUCUAAAAAGAAGUCCACAAAAUAAAGUUUGUUAUGACUCUGGCAAACCUGUGGCUAUGGAUCCAGAGAAAAUGGAUGCAGAAGCAUGUGAACUUUAUGGAAUUAACCAAACAAUGCAGAAUUCAUCCUUUUUUGAUUGUGGUUUAUCUACACAUCCUGAAUUAAGUGGUAUUUUACCAAGACCGCCUGAUUUUGGUCACCCAGUGCCUCCAACUACUUAUCCACCACCUAAUUUUCAAGAAUCACAUGUACCACCAACAAGUGGUCAUGUUCCACAGGAUCACUUGUUUCCUCCACCUUUUACAUCAUUCCCUCCCCCAGGGUACCAAUAUUCUUCUUACAGCAUGCCUCCUGUGAUCCCUACAUACUCUCAACCUGUUGUUUUACCCUCUCUUUCUGUUCCUCCUCCAAGUUUGCCAUCGCAGUAUACACAACGUCCUCCUCGCUCCAACCUCAGAGUUAUUCCUUUGGAUUCAAAUAUCCAGAGCAAUCCUGUGGUGUAUGCACCAAAACCUGAAAUUAAAGUAGAACCUGACCAAAAGUUUGUUGAUUUGACUGAAGAAGAGAUGAAAGAAUUGGUGGACAAGAAGAGAGAGCUACGGAAACAAUUGAACUUGCUGAUGGCUGAAGUUGAGAGGUUGCGUAAGACACAAGGAGAAAUGAUGAGAAAAAAGCAAAGAGAAAAAGAUGGUCACAAGGACCCACUUUUACUGGAAAACAGCAAGUUACAGGAUGAAAUUGGCAAGCAAAUCACAGACCUGAAGAAAAUAGUUGAAGAAACAGAAAAAAAAAUAAAGUUUGGAAUGCGGCCUCUUUACUCGCAAGAAGCAGAACCUGUUCACCAAGAAUUUAAGAAAGCUGAAUUCAAAACAGAAGAAAGUAUUGAAGAAAUCAUGCGUUUUGAGUACUUUGAUCCAGGCAGCCAUUGGUGUAAACUGUGUAAUGAAGUUAAUUUCACUCUUCCCCAAGUGUUUGAUCAUCUACAUAGCAACAAACAUAAGCAGAGUAUGAAGUAUGGAAACCAAAGAUGUGGAUAUACCGGUAGGAGUGAGAGAGAAAUGAAGAAAGGCUCCAGAGAAAUAGGCCCAUUAUGUAGAUUCCAGACACCAGUCUAAGGAACAAAGUGAACCUAUGCAUGGUAUGUUAUUAUUGGCCAAUUUAAAUCUUAGUUCUAACAAAAGAGCAUAUAACUGAAUAGAAGUUUGCUUUCAUAAUGAUAAUGUUAGACUUUUAUGAAUUAGGAUUAUACAUAACAAUAUGCAUUCAGAGUAGAGUUGUUUCUUAUAAAGGAGCUGCAUGUUUACCUCUUAAUUUUUUAUACCAGUGUUUUUAACAUUAAACUAUUAUUAGUGCAAUGUCAGUUUAAUGUACCUAUCUCCAGAAUGGUAGACUAAUUUACAUGUUCUCAUCUGUAUCUAACACUAUAGUAUCAUAUUCAUAAGGAAUAUUGUAGGGACACAGAAAAGACUAAAGAAGAACUGGAGUACUUCCAGUAUUAGUGUUAAUAUUGUGCAAGUGAAGAAACAAUUGACCUGGAGUAUGUCAAAUAAUAAUGGUAAGUUUGGCACACAUAAAAAUAAAAUUGAGUAGGUAGAAAUACCUCCUAGCCAGGUAUAGGUGACAAAAGAACACAGACUGGAGUACUUCCAUUCCCAAUGGUAAGUCUGGCACAGAAUUGAGUGAAAGAGGCAAAAAUAUACUUUUUAACAUUGUAGUAUGUGAUGGAAUUUUAUAAAACAAUAAAUACCAAUUCUAGAAAAUGUAGAAGACAGAAUUAACAAUUUUAAAUACACCAAAAAAAAUAUAAAGUUACAAUAAAAAAAUUUAAAAGCAUGAAAUGUAAUUUUGAUCCACCAAGUGUUUGUGUCAUCUGCCUUUAGAUCCACCAAAGGGUUUGUUCCAUCUUCCUGUAUUGAGUUUGAAGGCAAAUUAAAUAUUGCUUCAUAUGUAUUAAUCUACCAAGAAUUAAUUUGUAGUAGCUUUCUUUUGCAAUAAAUUUAAUUUUAAGCCUAAUUACUUCCAAAGAUGCAUGUACCUCCUGAGGGCAAAUCUGUCAUUUUAAAAUUUAAUAUCUGUUUGCUAAGAUAAGAUGGCCCUUCAAACUUUAUAGCUUAUUUAUUGUUAAAUAUUUUUGAACCAUAAUUUUUAGAAUAACUACCUAAUUAACCACUAUUUUAACACAACACAACAAAAAGUAUACGACUCUUAAGUGUGAUGCUGAAAAUAAGAAUCCCAAGCACUUAGUUUUUACUUUGAGGAAAAUGUGUUGAUAUGAAGUACAAAAAAACCAAUAGUGGGUGCCAUAUAAGCUUAUCUUUUAUUUUCUUAAGUGUUUGACAGUGAAUUUUGUAUCACUAUUAUAUUAGUUCAGUACCUUUUCUAGUAUGUUGUUCUUUUUUUUAUUUUUAUAUUUGUACUUUACAAUGCGAGUUGUGUGCACCCUCUUUAUUUUAUAGAAUUCAUUUAAUUGCUGUUUUUAUCUUGGGCCUAUAGCUUGUGCCAUCAGAGGCAUGGGAUGACCCUUUGGUAGAGCUCUAGAUUUUAGAGCUUGUGAGCCAUAUUCAAGUCCAUGUGAUACCACAAAAUAUUCCCUGCACUUUAAGCUGUGAGUCAAUCCCUAGCAUGAAUGUCAGGGUGCUUCUCACUAAUUGCCUUAGUACUUUUGCCAUAAAUAUAAAAUACAAUAUUUGUUCUUUGUGAAAUAAGGGAAUUUAUGUUUUCCUUUCAAUUCACAUAUUUAAACAAAAAUGGUAUUCCACAUUUCUUAUAUAAAUCAAUUUGGUGUUUGAUCAUCAGAAACAUAUAUUUGCUCAUGUCCUAAAGACAAAUGUCUCUUUUAGUGUUGAAAAAUAAAAUACCCUGCUAUUUCAUGUGUUUUGUUCAAGAAAGGUAUAGUGUUAAAACAACUUACAGUAAUUUAUAAUCUGAAUAUUUUUAUUGAUAAUUAAUAUUUACUUGAAUGUGUAGUAUGGUACUACUGAAAAAUAAUUUUGAAGUCCACUUGCCAGAACUGUAAUAAGAGACAUACUGAAAAAAACUUAAGUGUACAUCAAAUAAGCUUUGUUAUUCAUAUUGCUAAUUUUGAUCUAUACUUACUCAUUCAAGAACUUAACUAUAUGAAAAUAUAUAGGUUAGAGGACACAUUUACUUAUUCACAAACAUUUUAUUAUUUAAGGACUUUUGUGAAAAUUUAUGGAUAUGAUAACUAAUCUUGAACUGAAAUUGUGUUUUUCUUAUUACAAUCACACACGUUCUGGGGUCUUUCCCCUUGGUAUUUUUAGGUCUGUUCAUGACUGAUGUUGCUGAAGAAUUUUUUUAAGUUUAACUUAAUGAGUUUUCUAACCUCAUCAUAUUUAGAAUUGAAAUUAAUUUCAAACAGGUACUUACCUCUAAAAUACCAAAGACAAGAAUAACAGCAAACUAGGAAAACAUGUUUAACAAUCUUAAGAUGUUUUUAAACAAAUUAAUUCCAUCAUCAUUGAUGUAUCUUGAGGAUUUCUGGCAAAGCAGAGAGGUCUAGGUCUACAGAAACAAGAGGUUUCCAGGUCUCAUAUCGAAUGUGUGACAGUUUCGGCACAAAGAAUGAGACAGGACAUGCAGAUGUACAAAAGGAACUAAUGUUUAAUUGAAAUCUUUACCAUUUACACAAAAACAACAAAGCACUACUGUACAGUACAAGGCAAGUGAUCAUGUGUUUAUGUGCUUCUUAGAAACGAAAGUAUGUGUGUGUGAGAAUAGCAAGAGCAACAAAGACUAAUUCAAUAAUAUUCUCUUGUUAGUGCAUGUUCUCUUCCCUGCCCUCUAGUAUCUUAGGCUAGAAUAUAAAAAUAUAAGAAUUACAAACAGAGGGUCUCUCUAAGUUAAAUUGUAACACAAUAAUUUAACUCUUGACUAAACCUUACCAACUAACAAUAAUAAUAAUAACAAUGUGUACCUCAAAUGAAAACCUAGGUUCCACUAUCUUAUGAGGCUAGUUAUACACUAUUUACUCACUGGCAAACUUAAACAAAUACUUAUCUAAAUUAUAGACAAAAGCCAACUGGUACCCACACAAAUGAAAAUGAAAAGUUACUUUAAAGUAACAAGAGAACUUGAGUUCUUAGAAAGUAAAACUACAUAAAAAUAUGCAAAUCUGUUAUUGGCAAUUGAAAGAAAAAACAUUAGUUAGAGUUUCCAAGUAGAAAUGAAUAUUUCAGAAACACUGAGUGGAAGUCUAAUGAAAGCCUGGUAAAAAUGUAGU
This is a messenger RNA of Limulus polyphemus (Atlantic horseshoe crab), 8008 nucleotides long. RefSeq names its product serine/arginine repetitive matrix protein 2-like. Gene Ontology annotation, biological process: positive regulation of DNA-templated transcription; negative regulation of DNA-templated transcription. Gene Ontology annotation, cellular component: nucleoplasm. The record is from RefSeq and is a predicted model, not a curated record. Lineage: Eukaryota; Metazoa; Arthropoda; Merostomata; Xiphosura; Limulidae. The coding region runs from base 579 to 4883 and encodes 1434 amino acids. The transcript is spliced from 5 exons.